AGUCGAGAAGCUUCUGAGGGAUUAGUGGAGGCAGCUAGGUAGUAUGGCUGCUACCCUAGGCUGACGUUUUUAGCCGGAGGGUGCCGACUGCAAGCACGAUACGCCCUGCCAAGUUGCCAAGUGUGGUCACGGUGGCCACCAUCUUUCUGGCGGUCGGCGGCCUUUUCUUCUCUGUCUUUGUUCGGCAGCCUUUUGCCGUCUCUCGACAUGGCGUGCUGUGCGUGAGGGACAGCCCAGGGCAUGAAUCGGCGAUCGCGGAGGCGGCAGUGUUAGACAUUACGACCACCUCGACCACCUGUCCGGGACUCUCAACGUUUUUGACCCCCGCACAGUGCUUACCGGACUGAGAAAGAAUUGCAACAAAAAUGACAGCGGCAUAAUAAUCAGUGCAGAGUGUCGGGCGAGACGCCAAAGAAGAAAAGAAAUGAGCGGGGACAUUGCAGAAAUGUGGCAGCGCCACCUCGUCGCGGCCGGAGAUGACGCGUCGGCGACUAGCGUGCGCGUGAUGCCUUCGGUAAACUACAGCUUGGACGCCGAUGAGACAGGCGCGAGCAUCAGACGGACUACACUGGAUGGGACUCAGUGGGACGAGAAGAUGAAUUCCGUCGUCGAUGCCCUACAAGACAUGAUAGCACAAAGCCCCAACACGCCAGACACACACAGCCCGGAGGCGCCGUGGUUUACUGACAGAGAGGGGUACACGGAGACGGCGCUGUCGUCUCCGCAGAACUCGAGCUGGUCGAGGACAAUUGCGCCGCCAAAGAAGCAGAGACCAGCAUCGUUAUCGUUUCGCGGGGUCGAUGACGGACCAACUCAUAGCACCAAGGCCGAUUUCAACAGUGGGAGCGCCCGUGACUGUCGCAUUGAAAAGGGGAAGGGAAAGGGAAAGGGGCGAGGGGUAGGCCUCUCGGACGACACCAAAUCCAAUAACAAUUACACACUCGACCCGGAACCGUUUAGCGACUGGUACCGAGACCACGCCAUGUCGAUGUCUCGGACGACGCAGCAGAAGCUGAUACUGACAAGCCAAGACAAGGGAUACUACACGAUGCCGGCAGCGCCCGAGACGGCAACGGCCAUCUACAGCGACCGGCGGCGCGGCGGCGCGGAACAGAAGGCGACGCCUCCACCAGACGAGGUGCACGUACUGGUGCUGACGUGGGCCAAGCACGACCGACGCGGCGACGACGGGCAGCUGCUCUCACCGGGGCUCGACACGGACACGGACACGGUGCGGGCGUGCUUCAAGCACCGCGGGUACCGCGUACAGUGCCGCCUCAUCCCCGACGACUACCCCACGGCCGCCGUUGAAACCAUGCUCGACCGCUUUCUGAGCAGCUCGUCGCCUUCAACCCUGCUCGUCAUCUACUACCACGGCUUUGGUAGCAUGGAGAGAGACCGCAUGGUGUUUUCGAGCCGUCCCGGAGGCAGCUUCUUCUACUGGGACGAUGUGCGCGACCCCAUCAUGCAGGCGCCGGGCGACGUGCUGCUCGUGCUCGACUGCUCGGCGGUGGCGGUGACGGUGGUGGGCUCCGGGCAGCAGCAGCAGCAGCAGCCCGAGGUGCGCGUGGAGACGGGAUUGGCAUGGUCGCCGUCGACCAAGCAGGUGCUCGGGGUGUGCGCCCUGGUGGACGACGGCAAGGGUACUAGUACCGGUAGUAGUAGUGUGGCGGCCAAGGACUUUAUGACGCAGGCGCUCUGCCGCACGCUGGACAGGUUCCAAGAUGGCGGCGCCCAGACGCUGUCGGUGCAGAACCUGUGCUCGUACAUGCGCGAGGACCUGCGACAGACGGAGACAGAGACGGAGACAGGCACGGACACGGAGACGGAGACGGACACGGUCGCGGACACGGAUCUGGCCACGAGGGUCUUCGUCACGCAACUCGGCGGCGGCCAGCUGCUGGACAUUUAUCUACCACGGUUGUAGGAGUACCCGUAAUAGUAGUCUCGUCCUUUUUAAGAGAUGUCUAAUUAACUCUAAUUAGUGCCUAGUUCUAGGUAAUUAUAAAAGAGAAAAUAAUUCAAAA
Molecule: messenger RNA, 2027 nt
Organism: Lasiosphaeria miniovina
Lineage: Eukaryota; Fungi; Ascomycota; Sordariomycetes; Sordariales; Lasiosphaeriaceae
Exons: 3
Coding region: 425-1927 (500 amino acids)
Source: RefSeq, a predicted model, not a curated record